AUGGAGGAGGACUGGAAUAUAGUACAACAAGAUCUGGAUGACCUUGAAAAGUGGAAUACAAGAGUUGCCUUGCUCCUGCGGCUCCAGCGCCCGCUGCUCUGGAUGUUCAGCACAGAGAUGGACCCAGCUGCGGGAGCAGAGCCAGUUGCCUUUGCCACCGAAUCGUGCUUUAAGAAGAAACCCUGGGAGUAUCUAGAGAUGGAAGAGUACAUAGAGAGAUACGGCGACAAGCCCAUCUGGUUCGGCUAUCGGCGUAACCACAAGGGACACCCCCCUCAGAAGACCCGCAAGACCUGCAUAAGAGGAAAGAAGAUUGCGGGGAACCCCUGCCUCAUCUGCCGAGACCAGAAACUCCAUGUGGACUACAGGAACCUGAAGCUUCUGGAGCAGUUCAUCUGCUCCCACAUGUGUGUCAUCUUCCAUCCCACACGCACAGGUGUCUGCAUGAAGCAGCAUAAACGCUUGACCCAGACAAUUAACCAGGCUCGUGACCAUGGGCUCUUGAGCUUCCACAUUCCCUUGGUGACGCUGCAGGGCAAAGACUACACCAACCAGUACCAGGCUGUGACCAAGAUGCCCCCCACCCCCUCCAUGCAGAGCCAGACACCCUGGUACCUCUGGUAUGAGUGGUAGCAGCCACCUGAAAAGGACAUUGCCAGGAUCUGCAGGAUAUACAAGGACUAUCUGAAGGAGGAAACCAGCCCGGCAAGAAGGCCCAGGGCAGAACUGGAUGGAGUGUCCUAGGGUAUGGGGGAUGGGCAGCUCCUGGGGGAGCUCAGGCCUUCGGCCUCACCUGAUGAGCUGGCCCUAGUCCCAGCCCCUGCAGGGAUAGCACUGAAGCUGCCCAGCUCCCGGCCAUGACUUGUCCAAACCUUCAAUGGGGAAUAAACUGGAAGAUGCUGA
Chelonoidis abingdonii (Abingdon island giant tortoise) is the source of this 903-nucleotide messenger RNA. Its product is annotated as small ribosomal subunit protein mS40-like. Gene Ontology annotation, cellular component: ribosome; mitochondrion. Lineage: Eukaryota; Metazoa; Chordata; Testudines; Testudinidae. Gene Ontology annotation, molecular function: structural constituent of ribosome. Gene Ontology annotation, biological process: mitochondrial translation. The record is from RefSeq and is a predicted model, not a curated record.